AUGUUAUCACUAUUGACCAGCCUGGGAUCGUUGAUCACAGUGGUAAGGAUGGAGGAGGUUUUUCAUGGAGAGGUGGAGAUUGUUGAUGGCAAGGUGGACAGUAUUAAUAUCCACGAAAAGACGAUUGAAAUCAAGAUUUUGGCAGGUUAUGUCCAAUUGAAGACUAUGGACCGCCUGGCCGAGGAUGUUCACUGCGAGAUAAAUGCCAUGCAUGGUCAUAUCGUCGCUGUUGUUGUGAAAAUGGUGGCUGCUUGUGGCCAGAGGGAGGAUUCGAAAGGCCAAGCUGAGGUUGCAGUUGGCCAAAUGGAGGCUGUGAAUUGCCAGAUGGUAGCUGGUGCUUGA
This is a messenger RNA of Penicillium manginii, 342 nucleotides long. RefSeq lists its product as uncharacterized. NCBI's taxonomy places the organism in Eukaryota, Fungi, Ascomycota, Eurotiomycetes, Eurotiales, Aspergillaceae. The record is from RefSeq and is a predicted model, not a curated record. The coding region runs from base 1 to 342 and encodes 113 amino acids. The transcript has a single exon.